Pongo pygmaeus (Bornean orangutan) is the source of this 1806-nucleotide messenger RNA. It is a transcript of the gene SIGIRR, whose product is annotated as single Ig and TIR domain containing. The record is from RefSeq and is a predicted model, not a curated record. Lineage: Eukaryota; Metazoa; Chordata; Mammalia; Primates; Hominidae. The transcript is spliced from 10 exons. Gene Ontology annotation, biological process: signal transduction. The coding region runs from base 394 to 1626 and encodes 410 amino acids.
GGGUGCCUGGGUGGGGUUUAGGUUUAGGAGAGGAUGUGACUGCAAGGCCAGGAAGCUACAGGGAAAGUUCUGAUCAAAAUACACAAAGACACAAGCCAGGUCCCCACCAUGCUUGGUGAUGCAUCCAGAGCAGCCUCGGUGCUGUGGACACUCCCUGGGGCCCAGUGAAGGGGAGAGUUUGCUCCCAAAGGCACAUCAAUGACCAACAUUUGCCCCCCGGAGGAAAGAACUGGAACCAGCCUCUGACCUGUCCAGGUGCCCUGUCCAGCUGACUGCAAAGACAGAGAGGAGUCCUGCCCAGCUCUUGGAUCAGUCUGCUUGGCCAAGGAGCCCAGUGGAGCCGGGGGUGACCCUGGAGCCCAGCCUGCCCCGAGGAGGCCCUGGCUCAGAGCCAUGCCAGGUGUCUGUGAUAGGGCCCCUGACUUCCUCUCCCCGUCUGAAGACCAGGUGCUGAGGCCUGCCUUGGGCAGCUCAGUGGCUCUGAACUGCACGGCUUGGGUAGUCUCUGGGCCCCACUGCUCCCUGCCUUCAGUCCAGUGGCUGAAAGACGGGCUUCCAUUGGGAAAUGGGGGCCACUACAGCCUCCACGAGUACUCCUGGGUCAAGGCCAACCUGUCAGAGGUGCUUGUGUCCAGUGUCCUGGGGGUCAACGUGACCAGCGCUGAGGUCUAUGGAGCCUUCACCUGCUCCAUCCAGAAUGUCAGCUCCUCCUCCUUCACUCUUCAGAGAGCUGGCCCUACAAGCCACGUGGCUGCGGUGCUGGCCUCCCUCCUGGUCCUGCUGGCCCUGCUGCUGGCCGCCCUGCUCUAUGUCAAGUGCCGUCUCAACGUGCUGCUCUGGUACCAGGACGCGUAUGGGGAGGUGGAGAUGAACGACGGGAAGCUCUACGACGCCUACGUGUCCUACAGCGACUGCCCCGAGGACCGCAAGUUCGUGAACUUCAUCCUGAAGCCGCAGCUGGAGCGGCGUCGGGGCCACAAGCUUUUCCUGGACGACCGCGACCUCCUGCCGCGCGCUGAGCCCUCCGCCGACCUCUUGGUGAAUCUGAGCCGCUGCCGACGCCUCAUCGUGGUGCUUUCGGACGCCUUCCUGAGCCGGGCCUGGUGCAGCCACAGCUUCCGGGAGGGCCUGUGCCGGCUGCUGGAGCUCACCCGCAGGCCCAUCUUCAUCACCUUCGAGGGCCAGAGGCGCGACCCCGCGCACCCGGCGCUCCGCCUGCUACGCCAGCACCGCCACCUGGUGACCUUGCUGCUCUGGAGGCCCGGCUCCGUGACUCCUUCCUCCGAUUUUUGGAAAGAACUGCAGCUGGCGCUGCCGCGGAAGGUGCAGUACAGGCCGGUGGAAGGAGACCCCCAGACGCAGCUGCAGGACGACAAGGACCCCAUGCUGAUUCUUCGAGGCCGAGUCCCGGAGAGCCGGGCCCUGGACUCAGAGGUGGACCCGGACCCUGAGGGCGACCUGGGUGUCCGGGGGCCUGUCUUUGGAGAGCCAUCAGCUCCACCGCACACGAGUGGGGUCUCGCUGGGAGAGAGCCGGAGCAGCGAAGUGGACGUCUCGGAUCUCGGCUCGCGAAACUACAGUGCCCGCACAGACUUCUAUUGCCUGGUGUCCAAGGAUGAUGUGUAGCUCCCACCCCAGAGUGCAGGAUCAUAGGGAUAGCGGGGGCCAGGGCAGGGGCGUCGCUCCUCUGCUCAACAGGACCACAACCCCUGCCAGCAGCCCUGGGACCCUGCCAGCAGCCUUGGGAAAAGGCUGUGGCCUCAGGGCGCCUCCCAGUGCCAGAUAAUAAAGUCCUUUUGGAUUCUG